This is a messenger RNA of Chilo suppressalis (striped riceborer), 750 nucleotides long. The record is from the annotation of a GenBank genome assembly. Lineage: Eukaryota; Metazoa; Arthropoda; Insecta; Lepidoptera; Crambidae.
GGAAUAUUCCGCUAAACUUACCUUAUUUAAUAAUUAAAAUUCUCAAAAACCUUACCAAUAAACAUUAUCAAACAAUUUUAAAUUUCAUGUGGCUCAAUCAAAAUGGCAUUUGUUUAUCAGGGUGAUCCUGAUUUAGAAUCUAAGGCAAAGAAAGCUGCUGAACGAAUAUCUGAAAAUAUGCAUAUCGUGGCGAACGAGCCAUCGCUGGCUUUGUUCAGAUUACAAGAACACGUCAGGAAAGCUUUGCCACCGAUGGUCGAGAGGCGAGUCGAAGUCACUAAGCUUCAACAUGAACUACAAGGAAGAUGCUACGAUGUGGAAUAUGCUCUGAGUGCAGUGAAAUCAAUGGACGGAGCAGCAAACAGCUUUAUGAAUAUUCAGGAGAUGCUAAAACAAUCUAUAUUUUUAAAACAGCAGUUAAAAUAUGAGGAAGCGAGGAGAAAUAAAAAAGAUUCUAAUUCAGUAUACAAACGUCUAUCUGCUCACAUUGUGCUUGAUUUGCCUGAUUUGUCCGACUUCUCUAUGGUCAGAGAAACCACAAAUAGAAUCGAAAACAUGAUGGCACAUGCCAGAGGCUCCACUGCUGAGCUGCACAGAUCUCACACUACACUUCAUUAGAUAAUACUAACAUUUAAUUGGUUUGUGUAUACAAUGUCUUGCUAAGAGUUUGGUUGCUUGUGUUAAACGGGCCUGCUUUUCUUUGCUAAAUAUUUUCAUAUUGGUGGUUGAAUCAAUAGGUAUUCUACUAAU